Molecule: messenger RNA, 650 nt
Organism: Antechinus flavipes (yellow-footed antechinus)
Lineage: Eukaryota; Metazoa; Chordata; Mammalia; Dasyuromorphia; Dasyuridae
Product: cysteine-rich and transmembrane domain-containing protein 1-like
Exons: 1
Coding region: 16-516 (166 amino acids)
Cellular component (GO): extracellular exosome
Source: RefSeq, a predicted model, not a curated record
AAAUGUCUCUGUGUAAUGCUGUCAUAUGCCAGGGAAACGCUUUUCCAAGCCCAGGAGCCGGCUGACGUCAGCGCCGGAUGGUCUCGGCGUUCCAAGCGGCAGGUGCGGCCGGCGCUCGCGUGGCUUCCUCAGAUUCACCGUCCGGCGUCCGAGGGAGGGAGUCAUCAACAGCCGCGGCUCCGCCGGAGGCAAGGUUUUCAUUCCCCCAUGAAUCCUCCGCCCUACUCGGACACAGACCCGACUGCCCCAAAUCCACCGCAACAGCAGCCAGGUGUUUCUCAAGCAUAUCCUCCUCCUGGGACUUAUCCUCCAGCGUCAUACCCACCCCCUCCUGGAGGGUAUCCGUACCAAGGCUAUCCACAAUAUGGCUGGCAGGGUGGAGCAACUCCAAGCGCUCCCAAACACACAGUGUAUAUAGUGGAAGAGAAAAAAAAGAAUGACACAGGGAUGGCUGCCUGCCUCGCCGCUUGCUGGGCGGCUCUCUGUUGCUGUUGCCUUUGGGACAUGCUCGACUGACCAGCCUCAACCUCCUCUUCCCAGAAGGCUUUGCGUCCUCAGAUGAUGAAGUUCUGAGUCCUGAUCUCUUUCCAUUGCUAUAAUGAAUGACAAGUUCUGCGCAAACAUCUCAAUUACAGCAUAAUGGAAUCCUA